CCGAAGUAUCUUGCUCUCUAUAAUAAAUCUCGUCCCAGUGGUUACGAGCUGGUGCAAUCGUUGGAAAGCGUGCUUAUCUGGAGAGAAUAUUCAACGCUCACAACCUCAGCACGCUCCAGGAGCCAACAUGCCUCUCGCGCUGGAUCCUGAGUUCGCCAAAGUGCUGGAGCCCUUGCUCCCAGCGAUGGCCAAUGCGCCAAAAUUGGCUGUAGGAGAUGUCGCAGGGAGGCGUCAGGCAUUGGACGCCUUCUUCGGUCCGGUGUUUGGUGCAUAUCUUGACCCAGAAGAUGUCGCGGAGGAGAAAUACAAUGUCAAAUCCAGCGACGGCUUCGAAGUCCCGGUCUACCGCUUCACGAAGAAGGGCACGCCGACCACCGGCUCGGACCCUGCUGUCUAUUACCUGCACGGUGGAGGCUACAUCGCCCUGGACGUGCCAUUGUACCGCAAAAAGAUCAAGGACCUCGUCUCACGCUCCGGAGUCCAGAUAUUUGCUCCCGAUUACAGAUAUGCACCGGAGUCACCCUACCCGAUCCCAAUUGAAGAUGCCUGGGCCGGGCUGCAGGAUCUGAGCCUGAACGCAAAGAAGUAUGGCAUAGACCCUUCUCGGAUCGCGAUCAUGGGCGACAGUGGUGGCGGCGGUCUUGCUGCGGGCCUUGGGCUGAAGGCGAGAGACGAAGCUUUAACCCCACCACUAGCGAAGCAGAUCCUGGUCUAUCCCAUGGUAGAAGACAGAAACAUCAAACCAAUCAAGGCGCUCGAGCCGUUUGCGACAUGGACGAUCGAUGACAACGCCACAGGCUGGCAAGCAUAUCUGAGCGGCAAGGCGGGUACAUCAGAUGUUCCAUAUUACGCUGCGGCAGCACGAGUACCAUCGGUCGAAGGCCUACCGCCAACUUACAUUGAUGUGGGAGAUCUGGACAUCUUCCGCGACGAAGACAUCGAAUAUGCACGCCGCCUCGCAGCCGCCAAUAUCCAUACCGAACUCCAUGUAUACCCAGGCGUGCCACACGGAUUCGAUCUGAUUGCCUCCAACAUCUCCGUCACCACCUACGCCAUGGCCAACCGAAUCAAAGCUAUGAAGUCAAUUUGAUGGAAUCUGGUACAGAUGAAUGAGAUGAACAUCGGCGGACACGUAGAAUUAUGUACGCAGGACAAACUGAAUGACCUAUUCUCCUGAGCCACCCACGAAAC
This is a messenger RNA of Cladophialophora immunda, 1191 nucleotides long. RefSeq lists its product as uncharacterized. Bases 128 to 1090 code for a protein of 320 amino acids. The record is from RefSeq and is a predicted model, not a curated record. Lineage: Eukaryota; Fungi; Ascomycota; Eurotiomycetes; Chaetothyriales; Herpotrichiellaceae. The transcript has a single exon. Gene Ontology annotation, molecular function: hydrolase activity.